AUGGUUGUCGGGAAGUCGCCGGAGUGGCUCCCGUCCGGUUUUACCGAGAAGGUGAAGUACAGAAAUGGGAAGAAGAUUAAGUACUACUGCAAUGAUGCAAUGGGUACAAAAUAUUAUUCCAAGAAAGAUGUCUUAAGUUGUGCUACAGCGGGAAAUGAUCUCAUUGGUACACCUCAAAGUCAAUCAUCAAAUGACAACGACAAGGGAAUUUUCUCUAGUGGCAAAGCUGAAGCUGGGUUGGACACAACAGAUGAUUCACCGAAAUGGUUGCCCGAUGGGUGGACAGUUGAGAAGAGAACACGAGAAAGGGGUUCAACCAAAGGAUUAGUAUACAAGGUAUAUACUGACGUGUCAACUGGAAACAGAUUUUAUUCGAGGGCAGCUGUCACUCGAUACUUGAAUUCCCUCCCCAAGACCUUACAAACUAAAUGUGACAGUGUGGAUGUAACAUCCACAAGCAAGUCCCAACCAUGCAUGUCAAUGACAAAUACAGAAGACAUUCCUGAAGAGAAAAAGGAGAGUAUCACAAUGGUUGCCACUGAGAGGAUUGCAGCUGAUGACCUGCCUCCAGGCUGGAUAAAAGAAAUCGUAACAAGUAAAUCGGGGAGUAAAAUUAGAAAGGAUCCGUACUAUAUCGACCCGGUAAAUGGCUAUGCUUUUCGUUCUAAACCAGACGCCUUGCGGUACGUUAGCACCAAUGAUAUUCGUAACUGUGCUAUCAAACCAAGAAAAAGGGAGUCGAGUGAGCUGAAUCUGGUAAAGAAUGAAGUCCAGUCUUCAAUUCCAGCUCCAGAGAAAUUAUCAGAGCAAACACGACAGCCUCUUGACAGUGGAGAAUCUAAUCCAUAUGGAGAAAGCUCUGAUAUAAAACCUCCAGCAAAUUCCGAAGCCAAAUUAUCAAAACAGACGAUCAUCAACGAUGACUACUCUGGUGAAGCCAAUUGGCUCGAACCAGAAAAUAAAGCCCCUGAAAACGAACCCGAGCAGCAACCUCCCAUAUCCGAGACGAAGCAAACAACCGAGAAAAAAACUCCUAGGAACUCGAAAAACCCCAAGAAAAGAAAAGAUCCAAUCUUUCCUUCACGGGGCUCGAAGAGAUUGUCCAGCACUGUGCUACCCGAGACACCACCCGAUUCAGUUGUGACCCAACGAUCUCUUAAGGCAGCAGCUAGAAGACCCUCAGCCACUGAAGAAGCUAUUAUAUCCCCAAAAUCUCCGGCUAAAGUAGUAGUAGUCCCUCCACCUCUGGAAAACGAGCGUUCCGGCAAGAAAACUCCAGAAGAAACUCAACAGCCAAAUUUCGGUACAGAAAAUCCUCCGAACGAUGCCUCGAUUGGCCCAGAAGGGCAAACGGGUAACAACAACACGCUAGAAUCACAGCUCUGUUACGAUUUUGGCGACUCUUGGUCCGACCCGUUGGAAUUCGCACUCAAGACUCUGAGGGGCGAGAUAUCGAUCGACGAUACACUGGCUGCAUUCCCGGGCUGCUUCAAUGAGAAUCUCAACGUGCCUUGUAACAACAAUAAUUAUAACAACAGCAAUCAGUUGGAUGGAAUCUUGGGACCACAACUGUCCCAUCAGCUCGACUUGCCCGAUAUUUCCAGAAAUGACGAAAAUGCCCCCGGUUGCGGAUCUUCUGGGAAGGAAAGUGGGCCCGACUCGUUGCAGGGGAAUUCGUCUGACUUGGGAAAUAUCGACUUGCCACCGGGUUUUAGCUGGAACAAGGAUGGCCAUAGAAAGUUCAACCCUUAA
Molecule: messenger RNA, 1752 nt
Organism: Striga hermonthica
Lineage: Eukaryota; Viridiplantae; Streptophyta; Magnoliopsida; Lamiales; Orobanchaceae
Source: the annotation of a GenBank genome assembly